GGGGACUUCUUAAAACCUUUUGAGUAAAAUAAGAACAACAACUGACAGCAUUUCAGAUCAAAUAGUUUACUUUAUACCAAGAUGACAAUGUUAUUUUUAAGUGAUAGCCAUUUUAAUUAGUAACCCUGCAGACUGUGGAGAAUAUUGGGAGACAAAUGAAGAUUUUUUGAGGUCAAUACAUUCAUUCUGGUGCCUUGGUUUGAGAGGAAAGUACAGCAUGUGAUCUCUGUAAAAUCUAAACACUAAAGAAAUUGGCUUGAUGGGAGCAAAAUGGAGAUGAAUUUGAAGAGACUGAAGGAAUAUACAGGGUCUAGAUGGCUUAGUUAGUUUAAAUGAAUACCAGUGGUGUUGGAGUGGGAAGCAGAGGAUACAUAAGUGGGCCUACUUGGACUUUGAAAAGCCUAUUGAUAGCUACAGGUGGAAGACUUGCACAAGAGUUGAUGCGCUAAAUCAAAGCAUGUUUGAGAAUCUGAGUCCCCAUGAGUUUGACUCUCCGAAGACAGUGGAGCAUCAGCGGAAAACAUCAAGUCUCAAUGUCUUGGUGGAGCCUGUCCAAGGGCCACACUGUGCUUCUGGCAGACCAACACAGAUCCCUUUUAGCCGCUCGGUGUCUGAGCCUGGCACGAAUGCAGUCACUGAGAAGCCGGCACUGCGACAGGUCUACUCGGACGCAGAGCAGCGACAGCAUUUCUUACAGGGGUUGUUUUCAACUGUGUCCAGCCAAGUUUCGAGGAUUUUGAGCCAUAAAGAAGAGCCUUGCAAGGGAACGCCAAAGGGAGAUGUGAAGGGGCCGCCCACCCACCGACUGUCUUGCGGCCAGUCCCCCUAUACCGAGACCACCACAUGGGAGAGGAAGUACUGCAUCCUGACCGACAACCAGCUGAUACUGCUCAACAAGGAGGAAGAGAUGCCGGUUGAGGUGCUCCAUGAAAGCCAGUCAGACUCCUCCAAGGGGAGAAACCUGCGGAGGACAGUCAGCGUACCGUCGGAGGCGCAGUUCCCCGAGUACCAGCCUGAGGGUGUUGCAAAGCUGGAGGUGUCUGCUGAAAGGUCCCCAAGAAGGAGAAGUAUAUCGGGACUCGGGAGCUCCGAGAAGAACAGCUCCAUGGAUGGACCCAACUCUUCCCCUUUCAAAGUGCCGGGUUUCUUCAGCAAACGACUUAAGGGUUCAAUUAAGAGGACGAAAAGUCAGUCCAAACUGGAUCGCAACACCAGCUUUCGACUGCCCUCCCUGAGAAACAGCGACAAUGACAGGUCCGGUGGCUUGCCCAAGCUAAAGGAGUCGCGCUCUCAUGAGUCUUUGCUGAGCCCUGGUAGUGCAGUGGAAGCCUUGGAGCUGGGAAUGGAAGAUGAUGUGUUUAUCAAACCCCUGCACAGCAGCAUUCUGGGUCAGGAAUUCUGUUUUGAGGUAGCUUAUUCAGGGGGGAGCAAGUGUUUCAGUUGCUCAUCCGCAGCAGAGAGGGACAAGUGGAUGGAGAACCUAAAGAGAACAGUGCAGCCAAACAAGGACAACUGCAGGAGGGCAGAGAAUGUUCUGCGGCUGUGGAUUAUUGAGGCCAAGGACCUGCCUCCCAAGAAGAAGUAUUUCUGUGAGCUGUGCCUGGAUGACGUGCUGUAUGCCCGCACCACCAGCAAGACCAAAGCAGACAACCUCUUCUGGGGUGAGCACUUUGAGUUCUACAGCCUGCCACUGGUACGCAGUAUCACUGUGCACAUCUACAAGGACAUUGACAAGAAAAAGAAGAAGGACAAGAACAACUAUGUGGGGCUGGUGAACAUCCCCAUGGGCAGUGUCACCGGUCGACAGUUUGUGGAGAAAUGGUACCCGGUUAGCACCCCCACACUCAGCAAGGGCAAGGGGAGCGGGCCUUCCAUCCGCAUCAAGUCCCGCUUCCAAACCAUCUCCAUCCUCCCCAUGGAGCAGUACAAGGAGUUUGCAGAGUUCAUAACCAACAACUACACAAUGCUGUGUUCCGUCUUGGAGCCCGUCAUCAGUGUCAAGAACAAAGAAGAGAUGGCAUGUGCACUGGUGCAUAUUCUGCAGAGCACGGGGAGAGCACGGGAUUUCCUCACAGACUUGGUGAUGUCGGAGGUGGAUCGUUGUGGAGACCAUGAUGUCCUGAUCUUCCGGGAAAACACCCUGGCAACCAAAGCCAUUGAGGAGUACCUGAAGCUGGUUGGGCAGAAAUACCUUCAUGACGCACUGGGAGAGUUCAUCAAGGCGCUGUAUGAGUCAGAUGAGAACUGUGAGGUGGAUCCUGGUAAAUGCCCCUUGAAUGAACUGUCUGAACACCAGAGUAACCUCAAAAUGUGCUGUGAACUUGCCUUCUGCAAGAUAAUCAACUCAUACUGUGUUUUUCCUCGUGAGCUGAAAGAGGUAUUUGCAGCCUGGAAGCAACAGUGUCUGAAUCGCGGGAAGCAGGACAUCAGUGAACGUCUCAUCAGUGCCUCCCUGUUCCUGCGCUUCCUGUGUCCUGCCAUCAUGUCACCCAGCCUUUUCAACCUCAUGCAGGAGUACCCAGAUGACCAGACGUCACGCACACUAACCCUCAUAGCCAAGGUCAUCCAGAACCUAGCCAAUUUCGCCAAAUUUGGCAACAAGGAGGAGUACAUGGCAUUUAUGAAUGACUUCCUGGAGCACGAGUGGGCUGGGAUGAAGCGAUUCCUCAUGGAAAUCUCGAACCCUGACACAAUAUCCAACACGCCUGGGUUUGAGGGGUACAUAGACCUGGGCCGGGAGCUCUCUGUGCUGCAUUCGCUCCUGUGGGAGGUGGUCUCACAGCUCGACAAGGGUGAAAAUUCCUUCCUGCAGGCGACCGUAGCUAAGCUUGGGCCACUCCCACGUAUCCUGGGUGACAUCACCAGGUCUCUGUCUAAUCCGACGCUCAUCCAGCAGCAGUUAAGGUUCCAGGAUCAUAGCUCCUCCCAGAAUAUCAGUGGCAGUGUUGCUUCAGGACUGCACAGGAUAUUUGAAGACCCUGGGGACAGUGAUUUACACAAAGUGAAGUCACCCGCACAGGAGCACAUGGAUGGAUACUUCCGGGGCAAGCAGCCGCUUCCGGGGCAGCAGUCGUCCACCCAGAGCAUAAGCUACUCUGACAAAGAAGAGCGGGAAAAACUCCUGCCCAAUGGCCGCAGCAUCUCGCUCAUGGACCUUCAGGACAGUCACAUGAGCCACAGCGAGAGGGUGUCUAUCCACGAGGUGUCAGCUAGGCUCGCUGGGAGCCAGCUGUCUGUGGGACACCCACACCCACACAACCAGCAGCAGCAGCAUCACCACCAAGCCCCUGCCAAGCCCCCUCCACGGGAGGCACAGAACAUGCCUCAGAGCGCCCCCCAGAUCCGCCGACCGCUGCACUCCGCACUAAGCCAUCAAGGCAGCCUGCAGCCACUGUCCUUCCAGAACCCUGUGUACCACCUCAGCAACCCCCCUCAGCAAGCCUGCGGGCCAGACUCCAGCUCAGAGAACCUGAGCACUGAGAGCUCACGCAGCCACAGCAACAGUGAGGACUUUGCUGGCGCUGUUAAGCUGAGCGCCCCUUCCAACAGCAGCAUGGAGGACUUCAGCAGGGGCAGCACGCAGAGCGAAGACUGUGCCCCCCGGCGCCACACCGUGCUUGAUCGGCACGCCAUGCCUCUGCCUGUGGCCCUGCCUAGGCAGAACAGUGCCGGUCAGGCCCAGAUUGUGCGCGUGGAGCAGCAGAGCCACAGUGGGAGUGGGGGUGCCAGAACACCUCGAUCACUGCCCCACAGUGCCUCACUGCGCAGCACGAGCAGUGUUACAGGAAUCCCAGUCCCUGUUGAGGCGUCUUUGCACAAUGGAAACCGUUCCAGGCAGCAGUCUACCUCCUCCAGGGAGAGCCCAGUGCCCAAAGCCAGAAUGGUACAUAAACAACAACCACCUCAACAAGCUCAACAGGUGCAGUCUCCUGUGGAGUCGAUCACAAUGUCUCCAGUGGAGAGGACGGCGGCCUGGGUCCUCAACAAUGGGCAGUACGAGGAUGAGGAGACAGAGCAGGGUCGUGAUGAGAGCAAGCAUGUGGAAAAGUAUGAGCAGGAGAUUGCAAAACUGAAGGAGAAGCUGCGUUUGUCGAGCCGGCGCCUUGAGGAAUAUGAGCGGAGGCUACUGGCCCAGGAGCAGCAGAUGCAGAAGCUGUUGAUGGAGUACAAGGCCCGGUUGGAGGACAGCGAGGAGAGGCUGCGGAGGCAGCAGGAGGAGAAGGACAGUCAGAUGAAGAGCAUCAUCAGCAGGUUGAUGGCAGUGGAAGAGGAGCUGAGGAGAGAUCAUGCUGAGAUGCAGGCCGUUAUUGAUUCCAAACAGAAAAUUAUUGACGCACAGGAGAAGAGGAUCUCCUCGCUGGAUGUGGCAAACUCGCGGCUCAUGAGCGCAUUGACGCAGGUGAAGGAACGCUACAGUGUGCAGAACACCCGCAAUGGGAUCUCGCCUACCAAUCCCACCAAGCUGUCCAUCACAGAGAACGGGGAGUUCAAGAACAGCAGCUGCUGACAACAUCGGCAACGGCACCCAGCACAGGGAAAGCGCUAGCGAAUGGGUCGCUAAUGGACUGAAACCGACUGGUUUACUACUGGUGCUGCUAAAUCAACAGAAAGAAAUAGCCUUUGCGUUUGGUUCCUAUUUACAAAAUAUAUAGAUAAGGAAUGUUGCCCUCCAUAUCACUGUAUAUAGAAAUAUCUUGUAUGGGUCUGUACAGAGAUGUAUUGUAAGAUACUGCCAAGGAAAGGACUCAAAGGGUGGGGUGGGGGUGGGGGUGGGGGGGGGAGUGUAGAUAUUAUGUGUUUGCGAGUUGUGUUUUAUAAAUAACGUUCCCCUGUGCAGACAUAGAGAGCAGAUUUAUGCAGAAUUUUUCUUUUUUCUUUGUGUGUGUGUAAUUGAGAUUCACUAGCUAGAGCUGUACAUAUCAUAUAGGAAAUAGAGUAACAGUGAUUUAUAGAAUCAGUAUAGGUUGGAGGAAUGUUUUUAAUGAAAUUAUAAAGAUUAAAAGAAGUGUGAUGGCAUUUUGUGCACUCAAUUUGGCAAUCCCAGUUUUGUUUGUCCUUUUUUUUAAUCUAAAAUGCUGUCUGUUUAUUUUGAUGAAAUGUAAGUGCUUUUUAACUUUACAGAUCUAAGGCUGUCCAGUUCACUGCUUCUUCAGAAUUGCUCCCUGGUAUUUUUGUACCCAAAGAGGACUUUCUUUUUUUCCUUCUUUCUACAGUUGGGUAAAAAUGAAAGUUUUGUUUUUAUUUGCCUUGUUUUCUUGGCAGAUAUAUUUUGAUCUUUGUUAAAAUUCAUUGAAUGCAUCUUAUUGUUCAGUUCAUGGUAGUAACAGUUGUCUGCCUGUUACAAGGUUUUAAGAAGUGUUCUUUACAUGUAGGUGAUUUGCAAUUUGCUUGACCGUUCAGUUAACAAAGUUACUUUGUCCAACCAAGCUAAUUUGAUGAUCGUCCAAUAAUUGCACUGCCAGAUGAAAAAACAACAAAAAAACAAAAUAAGUCAAGUAAAAUGUAAAACCCCCACAACUGACGAGUGCUUCAUGAGGUGUUUUAUUAAGUUGAGUCACCUUAUUCUCAAGCUGUUCAAGUACUUGUUUACACUCCAGGAUAAUUGAUGGAAAGAAAGGAAAGGCAUAAACUUGUGCAAGUUCACUGUAUUUAUAUAAACGGUAACUUUGUAUAUCAAAUUAACAGGGGUAUCAAGGCACCAUUAAGUUCUUUAUAACAGAAGGGAUAUUUCUAUUAAUAUGUAAAUACUAACUUUAAAAACAGUUACAUAAACAUAUCUGUAUAUUAGUUAUACUAACCCAAAUUAAAGAUCAGAUUCAAGGCCAUUGUGUCAAUUGGAAAAUGUUUAUCUUCAGCAUGUUGUGCUACUGUACAGGUGUAAAGCUUCACCAAACUGGGGCAUUAAAAAACUCAAACUAGCAAUUAGACUAAAGACAGAGUUACCUUUCCUAUUCCAAGAAUUGAAGUAACUCCUGACGGAAACCUUAUUCCAAGGGAACAAAGAAGGAAAGAAAGGAAGGACGCUCUCGGUGGAAAAUGUUUUCAAUUAAGUGAAAAUAUUUAUUGCAUUAGAAAUGCAAUAGUGGUCAUGAAUACCAUAUUAAGAAAAUGAGCGUGGUAUUACCUCCCAAAUUAAAGGGACACUAACAUCUGUAGAGCUGUAGGGAGUCUUGUUGAAAAAAAAAAAAGGAUGGAUCACUAAAAAGUAACAGCACAUACUGAAGAAAACACUUUUCAGAUAGGAAAUUGAACCCUGCCUGUGAAAGCCUUAGCUGUAUCUUUGCACUUUGUACCUGUAAGACCUGUAAGCCUUUGUGUUUUUGAUGGCACCUGUUCACAGAUGUUUAACGUAUAGCUAACGCAGUUUGGUGUGACCGAUUUAAAGUCUUCCCAUUGGCUAAAUGAAACUGCAAUCAGGACUUAGGACACAAGGCUGUUGUGCUUAGCAGAAAACAAACGAUAUUGUAAUUAAUAGUAACUGCAUUUAAAAAAGAAAAAAAAAAACUGCAUUACAUAUCAGGCUGUACCAAGCCUAACAAUACACCCAAAGAUUUGUUCAAUAGGGUUACUAUAUUUGAUGUAAAUCCUGAUUAAAGAUGACCCUUUCAAUGUAA
This is a messenger RNA of Acipenser ruthenus (sterlet), 6614 nucleotides long. It is a transcript of the gene rasal2, whose product is annotated as RAS protein activator like 2. Gene Ontology annotation, biological process: regulation of GTPase activity. The record is from RefSeq and is a predicted model, not a curated record. Lineage: Eukaryota; Metazoa; Chordata; Actinopteri; Acipenseriformes; Acipenseridae. The transcript has 18 exons. The coding region runs from base 458 to 4507 and encodes 1349 amino acids.